AUGUGUGUCUUGGAUUUUGGAGGACAAUGGGAUGAUCAACUACCCUUGGUAGAAUUUGCCUAUAAUAAUAGCUAUCAUUCUAGUAUUAGGAAGGCACGUUGUGAGGAACUAUAUGGCAGGAAGUCUUUCAGCAGGCAGAAGAGCUAUGCUGAUCCAAGGUGGAAAGAUGUAGAAUUUGUAGUGGAUGACUAUGUGUUUUUGAAAGUUUCUCCUAUAAAAGGAGUUAUGAGAUUUGGGAAGAAAGGUAAGUUGGCAUCCCGUUACAUAAGACCUUUUGAGAUUACAGAUAGAAUGAGAGCAGUAGCCUAUCGAUUGGAGUUACUACCAAACUUUUCUCAUGUCCACCUAGUGUUUCACAUCUCCAUACUUAGGAAGUAUGUUCCCAACCCUUCUCAUGUGCUGCAACCAGAUACAGUGGAGUUAAAUGAGAACUUAACAUUUAAGGAGCAGCUUGCAACCGUAGUGGACUAUCAGAUGUAA
Hevea brasiliensis (rubber tree) is the source of this 480-nucleotide messenger RNA. RefSeq lists its product as uncharacterized. NCBI's taxonomy places the organism in Eukaryota, Viridiplantae, Streptophyta, Magnoliopsida, Malpighiales, Euphorbiaceae. The record is from RefSeq and is a predicted model, not a curated record. The transcript is spliced from 2 exons. Bases 1 to 480 code for a protein of 159 amino acids.